UGCAAGGGAAGAUAACUAUGCAUCAUACUAAUAUUAUUAUUUUAUGAUAGGAUUAAAACAGGUUACUGGCUGAGAAUGGUGCAGCUACUGAAGAUCUCGAGGGAGUCGCUGGUGACGGGUGUUGGGGUCGUCCUGCGCAUCCCUUCAGUGUUUCUGCUGGAGGCUUGGUACCGGACCAAUCCGCUGAAGGCCGUGCAGAUUCACACACGCGACGUGGAGAUCAUCGUCACAGUCGUCUACUACAUGGCCCUGCUGCUGGCCGUGGCUAUAGCUGGUUUGCCCAUCAAGAAGUUGGUGACCUUCUAUAUGUACCUCGUCAGCUGCCUGCUGCUCCUGGGUUCUUACUUCCUGUCGCGGUCGUUCAUCGAGGGUGAGAUCAGUGAGCGGCAGGAGGAGGGUGAGUCGUGGACCUCCCUGCUGGAGGAUCGCACGCGGGUGGAGCGCAUCUUCCUACACCUGGUGGCCCAGGGUUUCAUCGCGGCGGUCGUCGCAUACCUCGUCGAGAUGGUCAACUGGACGCGCUUCCUGCUGCUAGUGUUCACAUUGCCGGUGAUUGCCCGCGCCAUGGGGCUCCCCCUCGAGACGCUGCAGGUUCUGCACAACUUUGCUGCAGUCUUCACGACCCUCAUCCUCCUGCUGUACAUCCUCAACAACCUGGGCUACAUGAUUGACAACAUGAAGGACGUGAUAAACACAGGAGUCACAGCGCUGCGAACGUUCGGCGUCUUCCCAGUCGUUCUGUCGUUCUGGUACUCUGUGUGUCUUCCUGCGCAGCUCGUCCUCUUCUGGCUCAUCCUGCUGGGAGUGCAGUUCUUCUACUACAUGACGUCAGUGAGUCACCCCAUCCUGCAGGAGAGCUGGACGAUCAUCAUCCUCGCCAGCGUCGGAGAAUGCUGUGCCACACCCAUCAGUCUGUUUGCGCUAUGUGUGACGAUCACUUACGCCUCGUACAGUGUGAUUACAUUGACUCGAUUGUACCUGCAGGGAUUCGAAGCAUGGUCCCAGGACACGGACGUGGUGCGCGGCUGGACGGAGGGCUUCACGAUGCUGCUGAUCGCCCUCCAGACGGACCUACUCGAACUGCGACCUCUACAGCGCGCGUUCCUCAUGAGCAUCCUCUUCUUCAUCGUGGCAUCUGCCCUGAUCCAGUCCCUGUAUGAGGUCACGGAGCCCGUGCUGCUGGCGCUGAGUGCGUCCCACAACCGGAGUGCAUUCAAGCACGGCCGCGCCAUCGUUCUGUGCAUGCUGCUGUGGAUUGUGCCGCUGUACAUGACAUACACCAUCUGCCAGUACUUUGACCUCGACUUCUGGCUGCUAGUUAUCGUGUCGUCAUGCAUGCUCACCUCUGUGCAGGUCAUUGGCUCCCUCGUCGUCUACACUCUCUUCAUGUAUGACUCGAUGCGCUCGGAGCCCUGGGAGAAUCUCGACGACAUCAUCUACGUGGCCCGCUCCAUCACGCGCGUCAUGGAGUUUGUCGUCGCAGUCUUUGUCGUCUGCUACGGACUGAAGGAGUCGUUUUACGGCGAGUGGAGCUGGAUCAACUCGUCCAUCCUGGUGAUUCACUGCUACUUCAAUGUGUGGCAGAGACUUCAGAGCGGGUGGAAGAGCUUUCUGCUGAGACGCGAGGCCGUGAAGAAAGUCGAAUCCUUGCCAUCCGCGUCUGCCGAGCAGCUAAACUCCCUCAACGACGUGUGCGCAAUCUGCUAUAACGAGAUGAAGAAUGCACGCGUCACCCCCUGUGGACACUUCUUUCACAGCCUGUGUUUGCGGAAGUGGCUCUACGUGAAAGAGAGCUGCCCCAUGUGUCACCAGGAGAUUCACAACGGGAUCCGAGCGACUCCGUUAGUGACACCCAGUGAGGUGCACCGGGUUUCACAGAACAUACCACCAGCUCCAGAAGCAUCAGCAGACCGGAAUCAGGAGGCUCAUUCUCCAGACAAUGCCGGCGAUAAUCUGGGGAGCAGUGUGGCUCCUGACAGUGCCAGAAACACCUCAACAGAUGGCACUUACGUCUUCUGAUAAAGGCGGAUUCUCAGAGAUAAGAAAAAUAUUACGGAAAAAAUCAUGCAUGUCCAAAUUAGGACAGUGCUCAAUCUAGUUUCAAGUAAAUAAUUAUUGUGCUUUUGAAAUUAAAUAUCAUUAAGGGCUACGUCUAAUCAUCAACAUUUUUUCACCUGUACAAACUUUACUAUGGUGGUUUGUAAGGGUUAAUGCCAGUAUAAAUGUAAAAAUAAAACAUUGAUAACAAAAAAAGUCUGUUGAAAAAUUAAAAUUGUCUAUUUUAUGUUUCUAAGUGGAGGAAUGAGGUAGCAAAAAAUAAGAAUGUUUGUAGACUUGCGAAAAUGUUACGAAUUGUGAAUGGUCUUCUAAUGGUAUUUUGAUUUCUGUAAUUAUUCCGAAUUAUUCUCUGCAUCUAACAAAGGAAUUAUAUAUAGCAUUCCCUCCGUAGAAACAAAGUGUAACAUAUACUAGUUUUUAUAUGUACCUGAAGAAAGUGAUAUACACUGAACUGUAAUGAAAACACCACACCCAAUGUUCACUUGUUAUUGCUAUCGCAUGUGUUAAGUGGCUAUAAAGCACACAAUAACCCUAAGCUUUGUAUACAGUAUUUGAGUUAUUUGGUGCCUACCAGAAUACACCCAGUUAUACAAAUUCAUUUAAAUAUAAACAAUUCCACUUGUAUCCGUUUUACAACUACAAGUCUGACGUGUGUGGUUUCAGUGGAGUUCAGUGUGUGCUUGUUACAGUUGCCCUGUUCACUGGAUUCUCUUCACUAAACAGGACAACUGGAUGAUAAGCUCAGUGAAACAAAAUUGUAUACAUAUUAUGCACAUGGUUAAAAGUUUGCUUGUGUUUGUUAUAGUUAAUACUAAUUGUUACUUUUAAUAUAGUCACUGUGUUCAAAAAGGAAUUGCAUGUAUAUAGCAAUAAUUUAAUUUCUAUAAAUUUAAUUAUAAUUUAACGUCAUUUCAUUGGGCCAGCUGGAGGAAUGCGUAUUUGUUCAUUUCUCGAUGAAUGUAAAAAUAAUGUCGGGAAUACCAUAUGUGAUGACGUCACUUUAUAUUGUUAACUUUGUCUUAUUGAGCAUUAUUGUUUAGAACAAAACAAAAUAAUUCAAAACAAAAAUAUAAACUUUUAGUAUUAUUAUUAGUUAGUAUGUUUUAAAUUUAUUGAUAAGGAUUGUCUAUUAUUUCAUUUCUGUUCAUCAGCGUAUGAACAGAAAAAAUCAUUGCAAACUUAUGUGUGAAUGGGGAUAAUUUUAUUUGAUUUAUACCCAGAUAAACGUAAAAGAAAUAGCAGACAAUCCUUAAGUGCAUUAUUAGAACAAAUACUCUUUACUUGUUUAUUUUGUUUUUUUAUCUUCAUUGAAAUGAACAUUUUCAGUUUACUUUUGUGUUUAGAUCGAAUUAAUGUUCAAAUGUGAUGUUCUGUACACAAACAUCAGCUGUUCUUUAAUAAAUGUAAUCAGUGGUGGUUAGUAAGAGAGAAGUCUCUGUAAUGACCUUGCCCUUGUCAUUCAGCUGAUAAUAUCACUGGGUCGGAGUCAGUUCUGGAAUACAAUGUCAGUACCUACCAGCCUUUAUGCUGAUGGUUUAACCACUAGUCUCAAUUCUACAAAAUAUAAUGUAUAUAUAGAUAUAUACUCCUGCUGAUUUUUGUCUAAAAUGUAUUAUGUUCAUUUGUGUAUUGGAAGGGAAGCAGCAUUCCAUUGACUCAUUGUGAUAGGUGUCUUUAUUCAGGUGAUCACACUGGUUUAAACAUGGUUCACACUUCCACUCUUCAGGUGAUCACACUGGUUUAAACAUGGUUCACACCUCCACUCUUCAGGUGAUCACACUGGUUUAAACAUGGUUCAAACCUCCACUCUUCAGUUGAUCACACUGGUUUAAACAUGGUUCACACUUCCACUCUUCAGGUGAUCACACUGGUUUAAACAUGGUUCACACUUCCACUCUUCAGGUGAUCACACUGGUUUAAACAUGGUUCACACUUCCACUCUUCAGGUGAUCACACUGGUUUAAACAUGGUUCACACUUCCACUCUUCAGGUGAUCACACUGGUUUAAACAUGGUUCACACCUCCACUCUUCAGGUGAUCACACUGGUUUAAACAUGGUUCACACCUCCACUCUUAGGUGAGCACACUGGUUUAAACAUGGUUCACACCUCCACUCUUCAGGUGAGCACACUGGUUUAAACAUGGUUCAGACUUCCACUCUUCAGGUGAGCACACUGGUUUAAACAUGGUUCAGACUUCCACUCUUCAGGUGAUCACACUGGUUUAAACAUGGUUCACACCUCCACUCUUCAGGUGAUAUCACUGGUUUAAACAUGGUUCACACCUCCACUCUUCAGGUGAUCACACUGGUUUAAACAUGGUUCAAACCUCCACUCUUCAGUUGAUCACACUGGUUUAAACAUGGUUCACACUUCCACUCUUCAGGUGAUCACACUGGUUUAAACAUGGUUCAGACUUCCACUCUUCAGGUGAUCACACUGGUUUAAACAUGGUUCAGACUUCCACUCUUCUUGGUCUCAUGUUAGUGUUUGUUAAUUGUCUUGCCAUGACUAAAUCAAAAGGUAAGACAUGUACAUAGGUUUUACUUUUCCAUGAGUUGAGAUUGGAAGAGCAGUAGUGUUGAUUCCAUGAUUUAGUCGACAUUACGUGUUUGUUUUUCGACCCAUUUCUCACAAACUACAAGUCCUACAUCAAGGAAACUUGGUUUAUAGUUACAUAUAUGAAUGUUGAUAUCAAUGAAUGUUAAAAAAUGUAAUUAAUUAAAAAUAAUAAAUGUAUUUUUUUUUUUUUGAAAUUGUUUAAUUGUUGUUCUUUUUUUAAUAAACUAGAUUACAAAUUAUUUGUUUUAUAACAUUAAAAUUUAAUUACCGAUAAGUAAUUUUUUAAACAUGCAUAGAGAUGACCAUUGGUGGAUGCCAUUAUCAGUGACACAGAAUAAUUUUAUAGUAGGCAAGACAAUUAACUGCAUGGAAAUUUUGUGACAAUUAUUAUUCCUGUGAUCUCGUCUGAUCUGUAUAUUUGUAGUGUCAGCCGCAAGCUUCUGUCAGUCUCCAUCCUUUUUGUUGUACGUGUUUGUAUUGCAAUAGUGCCUGCCCCAUGGCACUACAUGAGGAUCUCCCCCCCCCCACCCCCGUCCCGAAUAUUACAUUUAUUGGCCUGGAAAAAACAUUGAAAUAAAGUUAUUAUUAAUGCAAGUUACUGUGUAAAUUAUUGUAUAUGAGGUGUUUUCUUUGUUGGUGUGUGUGUCCGGUAACGAUUUUGAAUUUAGCAAUACAUUGUAGGUCUCAUUCGCUUUUUUGCAUUGAUUAUUGUUGACUUUGAUGAUUAAACAACAUGUAUGGUACACAUCAUCAAAUUUAAAAUCAAUAGUCAGUAAUGAAUUAAUCAAUGUGUUCUAUUCUAUGAGCUUUAAACAAAAACAGACUUUACACUGAGCAUUCAGUGAACCAGACUGAACAACCAUUUUGCAGGAUACUUAAUCCUAGUUACCUGAACUAGUACCCCAUCGCUAGUAUAUAAACAAUGUGGUAUAUACUGUCCUGUCUAAUGGAAAGUGCAUAUAAAAGAUCCAGUGAUGCUUUAUUGAUAGAAAUAACAUACUUGCGUCUCUGUCUGUCUCUCUGCCUCUCUCUCUCUCUCUCUCUCUCUCUCUCUCUCUCUCUCUCUCUCUCUCUCUCUCUCUCUCUCUCUCUCUCUCUCCAUCUCCAUCUCCAUCAAAAUACACAGCUGUAGUUUAAAUGUCCUGAGUUGUUAAUGUUCUUUAGUUUCGUCUGCCUAGUUCUUUUAUUGUGUUCGCUUGUGCUGAGUGUGUGUAUGUCAUGAUGAUCCAGUUACUUUGUUCUCGUUUUGUAUAAUUUCUAUAACAUUAGCAUUUUAUAUCUAUACAUUUAUUUUGCAUAAGAAGGCUGUGAUGUCAUAUUUCCCCCCUAAAUAAGUUUGUUGUCUUAAAUUGUUGAUGAUAUUGUUACAUGUUUGUGUGUUGAUAGUGACUCAAGAGUUGUUGCAAUAUGUGGCUAUGUAUGUUUAAAACAGCAUUAAAGGAAUUGAAUUAAA
Gigantopelta aegis is the source of this 6072-nucleotide messenger RNA. Its product is annotated as RING finger protein 145-like. NCBI's taxonomy places the organism in Eukaryota, Metazoa, Mollusca, Gastropoda, Neomphalida, Peltospiridae. Gene Ontology annotation, molecular function: zinc ion binding; ubiquitin protein ligase activity. The transcript is spliced from 3 exons. Gene Ontology annotation, cellular component: endomembrane system; endoplasmic reticulum. The record is from RefSeq and is a predicted model, not a curated record. The coding region runs from base 76 to 2019 and encodes 647 amino acids.